UUCAACUCUCUCUCUCUCCACAUUCAUUUUGAUUCGUCCGCUCGUGGCCGCAGGCCGCCAAUUGAAUCUACUACUAGUACUUCUACUCCUGCAGCAAGAAGAGUAAAAGCAGAGACAAUAUUAACAAAGCCCACCUCCUCUUCUUCGGUUCUUCCUCCUCUUCCCUUCCUCUCAACUACCCAUUAACCAUUUUCAAUCAAUCUAUCCUCCCCUGAACCACACACCACACACUACUGUGUUUUUCUUGAUUUUCGAGCUCCGCACUAGACACUUUUCCUUUAUUUUUACUGCUAAAGUUUCCUGCUUUCUACUUUUUGAGCAAAAACCCAUCUCGAAAAUAAGCUUUUUGUUGAAUCUUGGUACGGGAUUUUGUUAAAAAAAAAAUAUGGGGAGCAAAUGGAGAAAAGUGAAGCUGGCUCUUGGGAUGAAUCUUUGUGUUUAUAGUCCAAGAACUGGGAAUGAUGAUGACUCUUCUCCAACGUCCGAGAUACUUUCCAACGCAGCACUGCUCUCUCCGUCCACCGAUGGUAGCCUCCACAAUACUUCUCCUUCUCCUUCUCCUACUUCAGGGUCUCAGGGCCAUGGGUUCAGGUUGUCCAAGAGCUUGAGCAGGUCUUCUAAGAAGACGUGCUCGAUAUGUUUAGCCUCAAUGAACCGUGGAGAUGGUCAUGCGAUAUUCACUGCCGAAUGUUCACAUUCUUUUCACUUCCAGUGUAUUGCUUCCAAUGUAAAACAUGGAAACCAAAUUUGCCCAGUUUGUAGAGCAAAGUGGAACGAGAUUCCCCUGCAGUAUCCAAAUUUGGAUCCUCCCCCUGGAAGGGCUAGAGUUAAUCCUGUCGAUUGGCCCCAACAUAAUGCUCUAAUGACUGUAGUGCGCAGACUCCCUCCACCUCGUCCUAAUCCUAAUCGAAUCAAUGCACCUCCAUGUCAGACUCCUGAGCCUGCUAUCUUCAAUGAUGAUGAAUCUUUGGGUCAUCAGUCUGACUCUAGUGAGAGAAGCUCUUCAGGCAAGAAUGUUGCAGAAAAUGAUGGCCAAAGAACAAUGAAAAUCAAAACAUACACAGAAGUUCCAGCUGUCCUCCGGUUCAAUGCUGCUGAUAACUUCACGAUCUUAAUUAAUCUCAAAGCUCCAGCUCCAAAUUCCAGUGUGAACAUGAGUAGAAACCAGGCAAAUUCACCCCAAGUUUCCCAAACAUCUCGUGCACCUGUUGACCUUGUCACGGUUCUAGAUGUCAGUGGCAGCAUGGCAGGUACCAAGCUUGCAUUGCUCAAGCGAGCUAUGGGGUUUGUGAUACAGAACCUUGGUCCCAAUGACAGGCUUGCAGUAAUUGCCUUCUCAUCAACCGCCCGCCGGUUGUUUCCCCUUCGUAGGAUGUCUGAAACAGGACGGCAGCAAGCACUGCAAGCUGUUAACUCUUUAGUUGCAAAUGGAGGGACAAACAUUGCUGAAGGCUUGCGCAAGGGUGCCAAGGUAAUGGAAGAUCGUAGAGAAAAGAACCCUGUUGCCAGUAUUAUAUUGCUAUCUGAUGGGCAAGAUACAUAUACAGUUAGUAACAUGGGGAGCAGUCAACAGCAACCAAAUUACCAACUUCUUCUUCCAUUGUCUAUCCACAAUGAAAGUAGUUCUAAUUUUAAGAUUCCAGUGCAUGCUUUUGGGUUCGGGGCAGACCAUGAUGCUUCAUCAAUGCACUCAAUCUCAGAGAUGUCUGGAGGAACCUUCUCUUUCAUUGAAACAGAAGGUGUAAUCCAGGAUGCAUUUGCUCAGUGCAUUGGUGGACUUUUGAGUGUUGUGGUCAAGGACCUGCAGGUGAAUAUUGAGUGUGUUGAUCCAAGAGUCAGUCUUGGUUCUUUAAAAGCUGGAAGCUACCGCAAUCGCGUGAUGUCGGAUGGACGCAUGGGAACUAUUGAUGUUGGCGACCUGUAUGCUGAUGAGGAACGAGACUUUCUAGUUUCAGUUAAUGUCCCAACAGAAAUUUCAAGCACUGAAACUGCAUUGAUAAGGGUGAAAUGUGUUUACAAUGAUCCUUUGACAAAAGGCUCGGUGACUGUUGGAAGUGAUGAAGUUAGGAUUAGAAGACCUGAUGAAGCUGGACAACAAAGUGCAUCAGUUGAAGUGGAUAGGCAACAGAACAGGCUGCGUGCGGCUGAGGCGAUGCUCCUAGCGCGAACUACGGCUGAGAAAGGAGACCUGUCUGGUGCAGCAUCUAUUCUUGAAAACUGUCGCAAGGUGUUGUCAGAAACUGUUUCGGCCAAGUCUCAUGAUCGGCUAUGCAUUGCACUUGAUGCUGAGCUUAAAGAAAUGCAAGAGAGACUGGCAAGCAGACAUGUGUAUGAAGCAUCAGGAAGGGCAUAUAUUCUUUCAGGACUAAGCUCACACUCAUGGCAGAGAGCAACAGCACGAGGUGACUCGACGGAUGGUUCAAGCCUGGUUCAGGCCUAUCAAACCCCGUCAAUGACCGAGAUGCUGAAUCGGUCUCAGGCUACCCUACUAGGUAGUCCUUCAGCUCAGAGGCUCAUUCGACCUGUUUUAUCAUUUGCAUCACAUCCAAAGCCAAGGUGACCUUGCGACACCAAGAUAUGGAGUUUUCUCAAAGAUAACUGUUUUUCAUUGGUCUCCUUGAUGCUAUAGCUGUGCUUAUUUGUGUUUUGGGCCGGGGAAAAGUUAAUAGGUAAGAAACAGUUUUGGGUGUCAUUAUCUUCCUGUCUCAAUUAUGUAAAGCAAUAAACAUUGGUGAAGCGUGGAAAGUAUAAUGGGGUCAAGGUAAGGGGUAAACGGAGUAGGAUAAUCCAACUUUUGCUUUUUGUUGUUUCUUUUUCACCUUGUGGGUAUCAUUGGGGGUGGUGUACAUAAGGAAAGAUGGAUUUUCAUCUGAGAGAGAAGCCGGUAUAAGUUUGUAAUUGUGGAAAUAUUUUGUGAACUGCGCAGCUAUUACAUAAGAAUGUGAUUCUUUCACGGAGUUUUAAUAAUCA
Messenger RNA from Coffea eugenioides, 2970 nucleotides. Its product is annotated as E3 ubiquitin-protein ligase WAV3. The record is from RefSeq and is a predicted model, not a curated record. The transcript is spliced from 2 exons. The coding region runs from base 386 to 2560 and encodes 724 amino acids. NCBI's taxonomy places the organism in Eukaryota, Viridiplantae, Streptophyta, Magnoliopsida, Gentianales, Rubiaceae.